This is a messenger RNA of Nycticebus coucang (slow loris), 1766 nucleotides long. It is a transcript of the gene PRR3, whose product is annotated as proline rich 3. The record is from RefSeq and is a predicted model, not a curated record. Gene Ontology annotation, molecular function: RNA binding; metal ion binding. The coding region runs from base 28 to 594 and encodes 188 amino acids. The transcript is spliced from 4 exons. NCBI's taxonomy places the organism in Eukaryota, Metazoa, Chordata, Mammalia, Primates, Lorisidae.
CCCGCUGCAGCCAUUGCCGCAGCCACUAUGCCGAAACGAAAGAAGGAGAAUCAGCACCACUUACCGCCGCAGCAGCAGCCCCCAUUACGGGAGAGGGAAGAGACUGGAGAUGAGGAGGAUGAGAGUCCCGUCGGACCACCCAGCCUUCUGGGCCCUCCCCCCAUGGCCAAUGGAAAGCCUGGUGAUCCCAAGUCAGCUCUUCACAGAGGUCCUCCAGGAUCCAGGGGACUGAUGAUUCCACCAUUGCUCAGUCUCCCACCUCCUCCCCGUGGUAGAGGCCCAAUUCGGGGAGGCCUCAGCCCUAGGUCUGGCCCAUAUGGUUAUGGUUGGUGGGGGGUCAAUGCUGAACCUCCUUUUCCGGGGCCAGGCCACCGGGGUCCCUCCAGGGGAAGCUUUCACAAAGAGCAGAGAAACCCUCGAAGGCUCAAAAGCUGGUCUCUUAUCAAGAAUACCUGCCCACCCAAGGAUGACCCCCAGGUUAUGGAAGACAAAUCCGACCGCCCUGUCUGCCGACACUUUGCCAAAAAGGGCCACUGUCGAUAUGAAGACCUUUGUGCCUUCUACCACCCAGGCGUCAAUGGACCUCCUCUGUGAGACUAUGCCUUCCUUCCAGGUUGGAAGGAACCGUCUGUGACCUAGCAGCCAUGUCUUUCCCUGUGGCCCUGUGGAGGCUACUGUGAGGCUCUUCCACACAACACCCUCAGUCAGUUACACACCAACCUCAUCCACACCUCCUGCAUUUGGGGUCCGAGUUGAGUUUCAUCACUGGUGCACAAUGUACACACUUUUCUUCUGAUCCAGCUUCCAGAGACUUGCCUUCAGGACCCCAUCUUUGCUCCUUUCAAUUGCCUCCUGGAUAUCCUUCCCCCUCGUCAAAUGACUGCUGAACAGGAAACCUCUUGGUGCUGUUUCUUGUGCAUCUGUCUACCAGCCCGCCAGCAUUGCCCUUGAUCCUUGAGAGCCUGGAGCAGUUUCCUACCAUUCCCCUCUAGCUGCUUGUUUUAAGUCCUUUUUACGUGAGACCUACUGCCCUUAGUGUUGUCAGAUGCUUGUAAAACUCACCAGGUGGUCUGACCUGGGGUCAAGUUUGGGUGUCUGAUAUAGAGUUACUCCCUAAAAGGCCACUGUUCCUACUUUUGGCUUUCACAGUUUCUCUGUCAGUAGCAUGAUCCCCACCACUAUGGUCUGUGACCACUGUGUUUUGUGAAACCCUGUGUACCCUCAUAGGCUUUCUCAGUGUCCGUGGCAUUUUUGUAACUUCCCAACACUAGAAUAAGUUUUUCUGCCAAAAUGAGUGAGGCUUUGGUGCCCGCUAGACUUCCUAGUGACUGCCUCCCUGUUCCUCCUCAUGCUCCUGGUAUUGGUUAUUCUGGGUCUGACCCAGGCCUGUGGGAUGUCUUGUAAAGCCUCUGUUGGCUUUACCCUACUUAGCUACUCUCCGGUCCAUUUCAAUUAGAGUACGUCAUUGUGAGGCCACCAGUCCUUUCAUUUGAAUUCUGUGAAUCUCCACCUGGCCUAUCUUUGGGUGGAACCUGGACAGUACUAUUGCCCUCUUUGAAACCCUCUUCCCCUACAUCCCUGGCAUUGGUUGUUUUCUGUGAAAAUGACAGUGAACAGGUUCAGUUUUGAACUGGCCCUGCAGAAAUGGGCCAGGAGUUGUGUAGACAAGAGGGAGGGAUAAGAGUUAUUGGAGAAUUGAGGGUUUUUUUUUUUAACAUUUUUUUAUAUUAGUAAUAAACGCAGUGGAAAACCAGCAUUUUCUUUAA